Molecule: messenger RNA, 1854 nt
Organism: Platichthys flesus (European flounder)
Lineage: Eukaryota; Metazoa; Chordata; Actinopteri; Pleuronectiformes; Pleuronectidae
Gene: ldb3b
Product: LIM domain binding 3b
Exons: 9
Coding region: 365-1246 (293 amino acids)
Biological process (GO): muscle structure development; actin cytoskeleton organization; heart development
Cellular component (GO): Z disc; adherens junction; stress fiber
Molecular function (GO): actin binding; muscle alpha-actinin binding
Source: RefSeq, a predicted model, not a curated record
CUCUGCUCGCUCCUGCUAUUCUUAGUCUGUCUGUACCUCACCCUCAGCAACCCUGCAGGCAAGAGACUCUUCUCCAUCUUAAGUCUAAGUUUUAUAUCGAUUUUUGAGAGUUUGCACUUUUGCAGAGUUGAGAGGUUCCACAGCAACUGACCCUCCCACCCACCAACCAACCGCAGGGUGUUUGUCCUGAGAGCUAGGAGCAGACAGGGAGAGACGGUCUUGAAUCCAGGGCUGACGGAGGAUUUGCCGGCUGGGUCAAGAGGAUAGCAGGGCAGGACGUAGAGCAAGGGCACAGCGAGCAGGAGGAGAAACCACACGGCCACCGGGAGUCGUUGUCAGGGGGAGUUUAGACGUUUGACCGAAGAUGAGUACGUACACAGUGACUCUGAACGGCGCUGCUCCAUGGGGCUUCAGACUACAGGGGGGGAAGGACUUCAACAUGCCCCUCACCAUCUCCAGGAUAACCCCGGGCAGCAAGGCGGCGGGUGGCAGCCUGGCCCAGGGCGACAUCAUCUCGUCCAUCGACGGUGUGAGCACUGACGGGAUGACGCACCUGGAGGCCCAGAACAAGAUCAAGUCUGCCAGCUCCAAACUGGCCCUCACCAUGCUGAAAUCAAGACGCUUUGGACCGGUUCCCACAGCAACUCCUAGAAUGGACUCGCCUAUGCCAGUCAUCCCUCACCAGAAGGAUAAAAAUCCCUCAGAGUGGGAUUACCCCAAAAAAGAUCCCGACCUCCUCUUGACCCCGGUCAAAGCCCCUGCCUCCUCCACAGCAGCUGCCGGAUCUCCACAGAGCCAGCGCGGGCAGUACAAUUGCCCAAUUGGCCUCUACUCUCCGGAGACGGUCAAAGAAAUGAUGCUGAUGCAGGGCAAAUUAGGAGAAGGGCCGGCGCCCGCCCUGGGAGUUCCAUUGUUCGGUGAGGAGGCGGGCUCCCCCCUGUCUGGGGUUCUGCCCCUCAAGGACCCUGUGGUAGACUGUGCAUCUCCGGUGUACCAGGCAGUGAUCAGGCCAGGAGAGAUGAACCAGGAUAUGUCUGAAUGGGCUCGUCGUGCUGCCAACCUGCAGUCCAAGAGCUUCAGAAUGCUGGCCCACAUCACUGGCACUGAAUACCUGCAAGACCCAGAUGAGGAAGCCCUGCAGAGGUCGAGAGACAAGUUCGAGUCCGAGGUGAAAGGGCCUCGCUUUGCCAAGCUGAAGAACUGGCACAACGGACUAUCUGCACAGAUCCUCAACGUCCAGGAAUAAAGAGACGCAGGAGAAAAAAGAGAGAGAAAAAGAGAAAGAGAGAGAGACAGAGGGGUGCAGGACAUGUAAAGGAGGACAUGGACAGCAGCACAGGAGAUAAAAGGAAGAGGGGAUAAAUUACAGAGGGAAAAAAAGGAGCAGGGGGAGGAGACUCCUCAGCGAUGUGAGAUAGUGUAUUGUAGACUAGAUUAGUAGAAUGUGAGAUAAUAACUGUUAGUGUGAGAAUGCUAUGCGUUCAUAAGCACAGUAUUACCUGUCAAAUGUUUCUGUCCGCUGCUAAGACCUGAUCUCGCAUUUGGGUUUUUAUUUUCUUUGUUUCCUGUUUGUUUUGGGUUCUGUCUCUCUUACGUGACAGGUAAAUUGUACAAAAAAUAACAAUUAUUCAAGUGAACACGCAGAACUGAUGAUGUUUCUUUUAUGCCCCCAGUACACAAACUGCUUGUGAGUUGUAACACUUAUCAGCAUGCUUGUUGAGUUAUCACGAAUACAGGACGGAGGAGAACACACACGUAGACGUUUAUCUAUAUGCAUAAAGUACAGUAUGUAAAAAACGUGCACUCAAAAAAUGUACUGAUAUCAAUGUGAAUAAAUUUUUUCUUAAAACUCUA